This is a messenger RNA of Danio rerio (zebrafish), 3619 nucleotides long. The record is from RefSeq and is a predicted model, not a curated record. Lineage: Eukaryota; Metazoa; Chordata; Actinopteri; Cypriniformes; Danionidae.
CGAGCGCGUUUGUUUGUGACAUUAGUGUAGUGUGCUGUCACUGUCAUAUGGCAAGCCAAGGCAGUCGCGACUGGUUUAGAGCAGAGACAGUUGUUACAGAUUGCAACCGUUCACUCUCCACUCUUCCCAGCAGAGUCCUGGGCUUAAUCCAAAGCAGAUCGCAGCCUGUCACUAAGAUUUCUCCUCCAGCCUCUUGUCUGUUAAUGGAGUUCUGGCAGGGCAGCGGUGACUACUGCCACGCCCAACAUCACACAGCUUGAUCACGAGUGGAGACGCCCACGAUUUACCCCUGAAUGUCCGGAGGAACAGCUUCUCAGCUCUUCUCAGCUCUUAACUGGCAUCGCAGCAGCUGGUAAUUUGCUACCGGACACUGGUCCACCUGCCUAGUUGCCCGGCAGAGAAUCCCUACCAAAAGGAAAAGGAAGACUCUUGUGGCCUCUGAUUUCCCAGAAAGGCAGCUUUUACUUUUAUAUACUGAUUAAUAGUGGUUUAUCUAUCACUGAGGAUUCUGCUAAUUCUUGACACCUUCACUGUGAUAUACUGCACCUGUUGUAGUGUUGUAUUGUGAGUGGAGCUUUUGAGGAUCCUGGACUGAAUUUCUGUUGCGUAGAAGGACCUCCAGUAUGGCCUGGUUGAACGGUCUGUACCCCGUCGAGGUCUGCUACAACAGCAUGCGCUUCGUUAUUACGCACAACCCAACCAAUCAAACAUUAGACACCUUCAUUGAGGAUCUGAAAAGGUAUGACGCGAAAACAGUGGUGCGUGUGUGUGAAAGCACCUAUGAUAAAACACCGUUGGAGAAGCAUGGAAUUACGGUCAUGGAUUGGCCGUUUGAUGAUGGUGCACCUCCUCCUACAAAGAUCGUGGAUGACUGGAUCAGUCUGCUGAAGAAAAGUUUCUCAGAGGAUCCAGGCUGCUGUGUCGCUGUGCACUGUGUGGCUGGACUGGGCCGGGCUCCGGUGCUGGUGGCUGUGGCUCUUAUAGAGGGCGGCAUGAAAUAUGAAGAAGCCAUUCACCUCAUCAGAUUGAAGCGUCAUGGCGCCUUUAACAGCAAGCAACUGACUUAUCUGGAGAAGUAUCGGUCCAAAAAAAGACUGCGAUUUAAAGACCCGUUCAAACACAGAAGCAAGUGCUGGCUCAUGUGAUCCCAUACCACCAGCAGCCAUUGAAGGAACCAGUCACUCUCAGACUACAAUUACCAAUCUAGUGCUUUUGAACUCUUACUUCUUUUAAGGACAGGGCGAAUCAAGCCCCUUCUUGUGUACAUGACAGACCCCUGCACACAGGGUCUUUACCAGCUCAGGAUUGUGAAAGACGAGCCUCUUAGAGUUUUGUCUUUCCACACAAAUCCCUCAUACAAUGUCAAACACUCACACUGUACCAGCAGCACACAAUCCAAAGAUGAUCACAGCCACCUGCUCAUAGCACAAAAAUCAUUAUUAGAACUCUCAAACUGCUUUUCUAGCCUGCUCUCUCUCUCUCUUUUGUCAUUUUGAAGUUUCAGAAUGCAUGUCGCUCUACUUUUUUAAAGCACUCUCUUAUUUUUUUUUCUUUUUCUAAACCGUAUUGUGAAUCUACUCUGGGAUUGGAGUUUUGCACCACUAGCUGCUUAUCAAUUAAACUGUGUUUGCAUCUGGAUGGUGAACAGCACACUUUAACGUGGCUUCCAGAUCCUUGGAUGUUUAAGCUGCUUUAAGAAACCAUUGAAUCUCCUGCAGCAAUGAACUGAGAGAGAUCCAUGAAUGAGCGCACUUGUGGAUCAGUAGUUCUGUCUACUUUUUUAAAAUCCAGCAGCCACAAGAGGGAGUCCUCACACUACAUGCUACUAAACAAAUCUGUUGAUACUGCAUACACAUUUAAAUCUCAAAGAGUUUAUUUAUUAUUGCGUUGGCUCACACAUGGCUGUUUCUCACUGACAUGGUUGUACUGUGGACACUUUAGGAUUACAGAACUUUUCAGAUUUCAGAGUGAAGCUUGACAUGUUUCAUUGUUCAUAUAAUGGGAAAUUAAAUGGACUCAUGGGAUCUAAUAUAAUGGGCAGUCACACUUUAUUUUGAUGGUCCAUCUGUUGAGAUUAAAUUACAUUGCAUCUACAUCCCCACUAAUUCUCAUUAGAUUAUAAGUAGACCGUUAGGUUGGGGUUAGGGUUAGUGUAAGUUUCUUAUAGGCAGUUAAAUGUCUGUUGAAGGAGCUGUAUCAACAGAUAUUUAGCAGACAGUCUACUACUAAUACUCACAUGGACCAUCAAAAUAAAGUGUUACCUAAUUGUCUUAUAGAAAUCAGUGUAAUGAAUCUCUGUCAGGUACUGAAAUAAUCUCACUAGCAUUAGGGGUAGUUCACCCAAAAAAUACAAUUCUGUUAUCAUUUACUCACCUUCACUUGUUCUAUACCUGCUUGAGCUUCUUUUGUUUGUUAAACACAAAUUAAGCUAUUUUGAAGAAUGUUGUAGCAGGAAAAAUUAUACUAUGGAAGUCAAUGGCAACCCGUUUCCAACAUUCUUCUAAAUAUGCUUCUAUUGGGAUUUGGAGCCAUUUGAAGGUGAUUGAAUUGCCAUAUUUAAGUGAACUAUCCCAUUUAUCUGCUUUCGUUUGGGUAUGAAAUGCAUAGGAUACUGAAUUUGUUACAUUUUUCUAAAUUUGAAAGCAAAGAUGCGAGGCAAAUCUAUUUUUAAAAGUAUUUUUGUGUAAUUGCAUCUUGAGAAGGACAAGCGAAUACAACAUUUUGUUACAUUUGCUUACGUUUUUUUUUUUAGUAGUAUUCAUUUAGCCCCUCAGGUCUAUCAUAUGCAAUGGCACUAAAAUAGAUAUUUUUUAUGGAAAAGGAGAGCUUAAGACAGCUUAGAGCUGAUCUUGACUUGAGAUCAUGUGAUUGCAGUUCUGGUUAUGAUUCUCAGUAAUCCAUCCCAUAGUGGGUCGUAUUUAAAAGGGUGUGAAUAAAUCUGCUCGCGUAUAAAAGGGCUUCUCUAUUCCGUCAUGUCUGUGAUUCUCUCCACCACUUGAGUGUCUGCCUUUACAAAUCUAGAAUGUUUUGAAAUGUUGCCGGCUCAAUAAUUCAAAUAGUUCAAUAAUCUAAGGAAACAUUUUAAAAAGCAUAUUUAGAAAUCACUAGUGCCACUUUUUGUGAUGAAGGAUGGUUAAAGACUUAAAAAAAAAAAAAAACAUAAGCUGUUUCUCAGUUUUACCUCAUUCGUUCAUGGUCCUGAAGACUUUGAUGUAUGACUUUUUUCCUCUAUUUCCUAAGAGUACCUGAAUUUUUAAUAAAACCACAUAAUUUGAUGUUAUUACUAUUGACAUUGGGUGAUACGUUUGGGUGACAUUGGGUGAUGGAGUGUCUGUGCUUUAAAAUCACAGGCAAUCACAGGUCCACUGAGUUUUUGGUCAUAUCUACAGUGGCCUGUUUGAUAUCAAUGUAUUAUUAAUAUUACAAGUUUAAUAAAAAAAAAAAUUAAGAUUCACUAUUAUUCCCUGUUCAUAUUUACAGUGAUUGAUGUUAUUGUAUUAUUGACAAGUUUUAAUACCAAACAGAAGAGUUAGGAAUUGAUGUACAUAUGGCUUUUUUAUGAAAUUGGAACAUCUGAAAUCUGGAUUAAUUAAAAUGAAUAAAAACUGAUUGCUCAGUA